Molecule: messenger RNA, 408 nt
Organism: Porites lobata
Lineage: Eukaryota; Metazoa; Cnidaria; Anthozoa; Scleractinia; Poritidae
Source: the annotation of a GenBank genome assembly
GACUAUUGGCUGAUCUCAAAUUCUUUACAUGAUCUAGUUAAAGCAGCAGAUAUAUUCCCGGCAAUUAGAACAGACCAUGCAGCUAUUACUCUUGAACUUGUAUACAAAUCUGAUGACAUCAAAGGUCCAGGUAUCUGGAAAAUGAAUUGCUCCCUUUUAGAUGAUGAAGACUACGUUAAUGGCAUCACGGAGAGGAUACCUAUCUGGUUAGCUGAAGGUCGUAAGGACCUUUCGAACUGUCGAAGUAUUUGGGACUGGUUAAAAUACAACAUAAGAGCGCACACUAUACAGUAUUCCAAAAGAAAAGCUCGAGAAAGAAGUGAAAGAGAAAAGGAACUCCAAGAACAACUCGCUAAUGCAAAGUGUGCUUUCGAAACAGAUCCUAGUAUUUUGAAUGCAAAUCUUCUU